UUAGCACAAUUUGCCAUACAUUGAUUCGCAGUCCAUAGCAUAUUAUUUUUUUAAACUAAUUUGUUUUUUGGAAAUGUAUAUGAUAUUAAAAUAUGAUAUGAAUAUGAUAUUAAAGUGUUGCUAGACACCAAAUAUAGUAAAAGUAAUAGUUCAACGAAUUCUAGCGCGGCAAAUGCAGUGAAUGAUAAACGGCAAUCGAGUAAACAUGUGUAACGCACUGUUAUCGUACAAAAUAUAAAAACAAGACAAUCCAUAAAGCUAAAACAUUUUAUAAUAAAUAAAAACACAUUAGUCAAGGGGGAUACGACGGAUUAGUUGGGAAUGUGUUCGCAGUGCACAAUCUAUCUCAAGCCCUUUUUCCGCUACAACCAUGCUACUCAGUGAUUUAAAAUAUAAAAAUUAAUAUAAAAAUAAUAAAUAUAAAAAAAUAAACAUGAAAAUAUUUUAAUAAAAAGUGUUAACUGCUAGUUGCAGUCUACAUAAUAAAUGUGUUACAGUGUUGUCAAAAAUAUUAAUAAUAAAGAUAAGCAAUUGAAGCAAACGAAAUGCUCUUAUUUCACUUUUUUCUACAAAAUGUACACAACCCAUGAAUUUCAUUAAGUGUCAAACACUUUUUAAUCCAUAUUUACUUCGUGUUCUAGUAUGCAACAAUUCUCGGAGUUGUAAAUAAGAAUGUUAUAAACAGUGAUGAAUCUACGAUAAUCUCAUAGCCACUAUUGAAUACAAUUAAGUGAUGGUUCUAACUAGUCUUACCUUGGUGAUAAAAGGCAGGCAGUAUCAAUAUUCCAGCAAUCUCAGCUGGUGCCACAAUAUCUGGUUGAUCUUGAUCCAGGUAUUAUACUUGGCAACACCGUGGUAGCAUUUGAUUCAAAACAACACUGCACAAAAAUAAGGAAAACCUCCUUCAAUGGAACGAAAACGUUCAAUAAGACGCCGCCAAAAGCCACCAUUUGCGGAGCGGGCUAAAGAUCAUUGCCGCAAUUUUACGGCAUUCAUGUUUAGCAAUGUAGGAAUUAUAUUCCUCGUUGUAUUAUACAUGAUAGCAGGUGCGUUCAUGUUCAUCGCGAUAGAAGGCAACGAAGCACUGGAGAGGUUUGCUCAAAUACCGUUUAAAAGGAACGAAACUGCUAUGAAAUUGUGGCAAAUAUCCUGCUGUGAAGUGAAUGUGUUCAACAAAAGUGUCUUCGAGGAAAAAGUAGGAAAUGAAAUACGAGCCUAUCAAGAAAAAAUAGUGCUCUGGGCUCGUCGUGGCUGGCAAGGCAGCGACAUCACCUUGGAGAGCGAAACUCCCUGGAGUUUUUCUGGAGCAUUUCUUUACUCAUUAACAGUUAUUACUACAAUAGGAUAUGGAAAUAUAGUCCCUCGCACCGAGUGGGGGAAAAUAGCGACAAUAUUUUAUACAAUAAUCGGUAUGCCGUUAUUUUUGCUCUACCUUUCCAACAUUGGUGAUAUUUUGGCUAAAUCUUUUAAGUGGAUAUAUGCAAAGUUUUGCCUAUGUCGAGUAUGUCCAGGAGUUGCUAGAAGGAGAGCAAUGCGAGCAAGACGAAGAGCACGUACGGAAGAACGAGACUACUCGUCGGAAAUUGGUGACAAUGGAUUUGACACUAAUACCAUCACCACUUCUAACGUAGACGAAGAAAUUGAGGAGGAAAUCACUGCCGAGACGAAUACCGUCACCGUUCCAAUAACUAUCUGUAUUAUGAUAAUGAUAGGAUAUAUAUUUUUCGGAGCUCGCCUUUUUGCUGACUGGGAAAACUGGGACAUUCUCGACGGAAGUUAUUUUUGUUUCAUCUCUUUGAGCAGUAUAGGAUUCGGCGAUAUCGUUCCCGGUGCAUCGCUACAAACCAAAGGAGAUACCAAAAUGGAAAUAAGUUUCAUUCUUUGUGCGGUCUAUCUAUUGCUCGGAAUGGCUCUGAUUGCGAUGUGUUUUAAUCUGAUGCAGGAACAAGUCAUCUAUAAAAUAAGGUCACUUAAAAAGUGUGUUAGAGGAUGUUUUCGUUGUGCGAAAGCAGUACCGGUACCAAUGGAAGAGCCUGAAAGCUAGAAACAUGAGAUCGAUUCUCAUCAACUCUCGAUGCAUUAAAUAUUAUUCAAGCUAUCAAAGACAUAAUGUACGUUGGUAUAAUAAUGCUAAAAGAAGACACAGUUGAAAAACCUGCCCCAUGUGUAAUGUUAUGACUAUGAAGUUACGAAUAAUUUAUACAUUCCGAUUCCUGCGAAAAAACUAAAUAAAUGUGUAGCCGUAUAUGUACCAUUAUGACAAAUUUUA
Messenger RNA from Anopheles gambiae (African malaria mosquito), 2269 nucleotides. RefSeq names its product potassium channel subfamily K member 18 (gene sand). Gene Ontology annotation, cellular component: membrane. Gene Ontology annotation, molecular function: potassium ion leak channel activity. Bases 908 to 2044 code for a protein of 378 amino acids. The transcript has 9 exons. The record is from RefSeq and is a predicted model, not a curated record. Lineage: Eukaryota; Metazoa; Arthropoda; Insecta; Diptera; Culicidae. Gene Ontology annotation, biological process: potassium ion transmembrane transport; stabilization of membrane potential.